This is a messenger RNA of Prorocentrum cordatum, 2055 nucleotides long. The record is from the annotation of a GenBank genome assembly. Lineage: Eukaryota; Dinophyceae; Prorocentrales; Prorocentraceae.
GUGACCGUUUUGGCUUAAGAGCACAGUUGGGUGAUACAUUGAAGCAUAUGGAGCUGUUCAAGAUAGCUAUGUAUAUGCUUAAAUGUCGCCGAGAUUUGCGUGUGCCAGCUCAGUAGCAGUUCUUCUCGCCAGUCAUCACGCGUGUGGUUUCGAACAAGGUGUGGAUCAGCAUGUCCCGCGAGAGCAGUCGGCACCCAGGCUCGGCUUUCUCGACUGCACGGGGCAGUCCGACCUGACCGACCGUGGCAUCCGACGUGCGUACCGGCGCAUCGCGAAGGCAAAGCACCCAGACAAGCAGCGGCGAGGACAUCUCAGCGUCGCUCCAGCCGAAGCGGAUCCACCCGAGGAGGAGAGCGAAGGCGCUGGGACGAUCGAGGACUUCACCGAGCUGCGAGACUCGUGGCUGCAGGACCCGCUGCGCUUCCACAUUUACCGGGCGGUCUUCGACAGGGACGGGGGGCGUCUGACGGAAUUCGGCGACGCAGUUACGCGUAAGGAGCAUUCGCAGAAGUCCGCCCCUGCUGUCCUCCAGACAUUGCGUGCGCGCAUCGAGCGUGUGCGAGAUUCCACGCCGUCACGAGGGACUGACAAGGACGCAGACACCGCAGACAGAAACAACACAUCCGCGCCUUUUGCAUCGGAGAAAGAUGACCUUGCAUCAACAACAUCAGUAGCAGCACAGAGGCAAGCUCAAGAGACAGAGAAAGACUGGCCGUAUCUCGACGUGGAGAUCGAUGUGCGGAAUUCUGGCGCACCGAAUGGAGGCUUCUUGCCCCAAGGUGGAUCGUGGACAUUCGCGUUCGCGCGCAAGGGGGUGAGUACCGUGCAUUACAGAGGCGAUGAGAAGGCUGGUGGCUACGACGUCUGUUGCGAUUUCCUCAAGGACUCAAAGUGCGUGCGGAACACGGGUAUUCAACACACAAAAGGGGCAGACGGCAAACUCCGGUCCUCAGAAUCGCCAGGACCGAGAAGUCCACAGGUGCAGGCAUCAUCCCAGAACGGCAGCUUGCCGUAUCAGACUUCCGACUGCCCGUUCGCGCGGGACCGGGAAACCUUGACGUUCCGCGUGCGGAAGCCGCUGCACAAGGACCUCGGGGGGCAGUGGGGGGGCGCGGUCCAGGUCUUCAACGAGCGGCGCGAGGAGGUGCUCUGCGUGGCCCUCGCCCUCCAGGCUGGUCCUCCUCACCUCCAGCACACGGCGAGUCUGCUUCUUCGCCUGGGGCUGGCCGUGGUGCUCCGGGCCCUUCCUCGGAGGGAGCGGGCUCGGGACAGCGAGACGGGCAUCGAGACGGGCCGGGAGCGGCCAGAGCCUCGAGAGGCCCCCCCUCGGGCGAGCGGCCGGGCCCGCCGCCGCGCUUCCGCUUCCUCGAGGCGGGCAGCUUCUGCGAGGACGGCGCCGACCUCCUGGAGGGGCCCCUGGAUGGCUACGGCGGGGGCCACGGCCCGGGCGCCGGCGGGCUCUUCGCGGGCGACGCCCGCUCGGGCCUCUACGGGGAGAAGUGCCGGGCAAAGUGCCUGCAGAGGCCGCGGUGCCGGUUCUACACGGCGUACAGCCCAGCGGGUGGUGCCAGCUGUCCACGCGCUGCAGCAGGCGGCAGAGGACCGGGGAUCCGCUGACCGUGACGUUCGCGAAGGAGGCGGGGGGGAUCCCGGCGCCCUCGCCGCGGAGCACAAGUGCAGACGAGCUGUGAGCUCGAGUGCUGCAGCCUGCGUGUGUUCCGGAUCGCUGUGCCUGGCUCGGAGGAGGACGGCUGUGUACGGAUCCACCUCGCUCCCCCCCCCAAGGAGAGGGGGGGAGGCAGUCAGAUGAGGAGGGGGGAAUGUCGUCGCCCUACCUGUCCUCCCCGACCUCCUUCCCCCUUCCGAUCUGGGUGGUCCCCUGCCGCUCCUCCUGGCGCGUGGGGCGGCAGCCGGCGCCGGCGGACGUGGCGCGGGAGCCCGGCGCCAGAAGCCCGGGGGCAGCGGCGGAGCGCGGAGCGCGGAGCGCAGAAGGUCCGACGGCGCUCCUCCUCGGGACUCCGGGUGCGGAGCGUGUGGCCACGACUGGUCGAAGCC